This is a messenger RNA of Mauremys reevesii (Reeves's turtle), 7552 nucleotides long. It is a transcript of the gene RIMBP3C, whose product is annotated as RIMS binding protein 3C. Bases 37 to 5661 code for a protein of 1874 amino acids. The transcript has a single exon. Lineage: Eukaryota; Metazoa; Chordata; Testudines; Geoemydidae. Gene Ontology annotation, molecular function: protein binding. Gene Ontology annotation, biological process: neuromuscular synaptic transmission. The record is from RefSeq and is a predicted model, not a curated record.
GCCGGCCCUACCCCGACGCCGCGUCUCCCCUGGGCCAUGACCCGGGACAGCCCGGGCGGGGGCCCGCCCCCAGGGGGGCGGCUGUCUCCCCGCAAGGCCCCGGCGCCGCCCGCCGGCAGCCCGGCCCAGCACGACGAGCACAAGCGGGAGCUGGAGGCGCUGCGGGCCGAGCUGGACGGGGAGCGGCUGCGCUCGCAGGAGAGCCGGCGCCGCUUCGCCGCUGAGGCCCGCGAGCUGCGGGAGGCGGCCGAGCGCGACCGCCAGCUGCUGGCCGACCAGCUCCGCUCCAAGUGGGAGCAGCAGCGGGCCCGGGAGCUGCACCAGCUGCGGGAGCUGAGCCUGCGGGAGCGGGAGGCCGAGAUCCGCCAGCUCCUCCGCUGGAAGGACGCCGAGCUGCGCCAGGCCCAGGAGCUGCUCCAGCGGGAGCGGGACGCCGCCGUGCGGCAGGCCCGGGACCUGCAGCGGCAGCUGGCCGAGGAGCUGGUGAGCCGGGGCUACAGCAGCACCCGGGGCUGCCCCGCGGGGCUGAACAGCGAGUGCCGCGGCAAGCUGCAGGAGGUGCUGGGCAAGCUGCGCUGGGAGACCGAUGGCGACCAGGCCGCCCGCAUCCGCCACCUCAGGGCCGAGCUGGAGCUGGAGCGGAGCCUCUUCCUCAAGUACAUCCUGGAGCGGUUCGAGGGCGAGCAGCAGCCCGCCGGCUCCCCGCACAGGGCCCGGCACGGCCCGCAGCCCCGCCUCAGCAGGAGCCUCCUGGAAGGGCCGAGGCCCCGCUCCUUGGAAAGCCUCAUCGCCGCCGCCGCCUCCCCGGAUGGAGGAGCCGCCAGGUCUCGCUCGCUGGACAGCAGCCUAGCCAAGCCCGAGUCUUCGCAGGCAGGGGACCAGGCCCCGCUGGAGGGGAGCCCCCCGCAGAGCCCCUGCCCGGGGCAGCAGCCGGCCCAAAAGGCCUUGGAAGAAGAUGCCCACCCGCAGGAAGGAGCUGCCAAGGAGCUCCCCCUGAAGCCCACCAGUAAGGAGGGGCCCCUGGAGUGCUUGGACUCGCCUCCUGAAGGGAAGAUGGGCAGCUGGGGGUCUGCAGGAGAGGGUGGCACCCAGGCAGUGGGACAGCAGCAGGACUGGCUCUCCGGCAGCAGUUACAGCCAGCUGGUGAAGCACAACACCGACCUGCUAAGUGCCCUGGAGGAUCUAGAGCGGCGAUGCACAGCCCUUAAGGAAGAGAACGGCCUUCUGAGGAGGAGCAGCUUCCCCGAGAUGCAGGAGAAGGUGAAGCGGCUCAAGAGGAAAAAUGCAGAUCUGGCCAUCAUUGCCAAGCGAUUGGAAGAGAGAGCCGGGAAACUCCAGGAGUCCAGCCUCAAGGUGGUCAAUGCCCCAAUGCCAGUAUCCCUCAAAGGCUCCAGUGUGGAACUGUGCAAGAAAGCAUUUGCCCGGCAGCGGGCUAAAGACCUGAGCGAACAAGCUAGCAUCCUUCUGGCCAAAGAUAAACAGAUAGAAGCCUUGCAGAGAGAGUGUUGGGAGCUGCAGGCCAAACUGGCCACAGGCAAGGAGGGCUCCUGCUGGCUCAAUUUAAGUGACUUUGAUAGUUUGUUGCGGGAGUCUCAGAAAGAAGUAUUACGAUUACAGAGACAGAUCACACUGAAGAACCUGAAAGAGUCUCUACAGUCGUCCAAAAUGGGUCCAGACAUUUCUUCUCCAGCUGCUACCGUGUGCCUAAUACAGAAAACACUUGCACCAAACACUGAUGCAAGCUUAGAUGGUUCAUCUUUGCCAAAACAGACACCACCAGGAUCAAUCAUUUUGCCAAAGGAUAUUAAGCCAGUAGUACUAGCUUUGGGAAAUGUGUCUGAGGAACAUGAAAACAUCCCUUUAAAAACAGACCCAGAUAGCAAAAAUCAAAUACAGCAUUUGGAAGUAGAGCUUAGUAAGAAAUUUAAGCAGUGUGAAAACCUUGAACAAGAAAUGGAGAAAAAACAGAAAAAAUGUAAAGAGUUGGAAAUGCAGCUUCAGGAGGUGCUGACUGAAAAUGCCAGAAUGGCUGAGGAAAAUGCUCAACUCAGUGAGAAAACUAAAUGGACAGAAAAGGUUGAAGCUGAAAAUGCUGAUCUGAAAGUGAAAUUAGUGGGUGUGACAGAGGAGUGGAAUUCUGCUGUCCAGUUGACCAAAGGACUUCAAACCAAGGUGGAGGAUUUAGAGCAUGUACUGAAGGACAUGAAAGAAAUGGCAGAGAGAAGGCAACAGCUGGAGGUUGACCAUGAGGAAACACUGUUCGCACUGCAGAAGAAAGACGAGGAGGUCAAAUAUUUGCAGCAGGCCCAGGUAGAAACAAAAAGGGAACAUGAAGAGGUAGUACAGCUAUUAGAAGCCCAGGUGAGAGAAUUGGAGAAUCAGUAUCACAGUCAAACUGAACAUUUUAAUCUUCUGUCUCAGGAACUCGAACGAUUACAAAUAAAAAAUUCUGACCUUGUGACUUCAGACUUGCCACACGCUACGUGCUGUUCCUCAGAAGACUGCCAUGCUCUUCAGUGCAGUAAGAAUAUUAAUGAUGUAGACUUUGUAUCCACUUCUGCUGCUUUUAAGAAGCAAAGCAAGAAACUGGAGGUCCAGUCAAACUCCUCAAAAUCAGAAUCCACACAGUACAGUCCUAAGUCCUGCCCCACUCCAGAGAGGGAUAGUGCAAGUGAGAUGGAUGAAUUGGAGACAGACAAAUUUUCCCUAAUCUUGGAGCCUGAGAGACAAGGUCCUGCAAAACUUCAAGUGUUUUUAGCUCGAUACAGCUAUGAUCCCUUUGAUGGUCCUAAUAAGAACCCUGAGGCAGAGCUUCCACUGACAGCUGGAGAAUACAUUUAUAUCUAUGGAGAGAUGGAUGAGGAUGGCUUCUUCGAAGGAGAGCUGAUGGAUGGCAGAAGAGGGCUGGUUCCCUCUAAUUUGAUAGAAGAAGUUUCAGAUGAUGACCUCAUGACCUUUGUGCCUCCAAAGACAAGUGACCUCUCCCAUACUUCAGAUCAUGAAAUGAGUUUCCUCAGCAGAAGUGCUAGUAGUGGAGAAAAGAGUGAUUGCCAUGAUGAAGAAAUCAGUGUCAAUCUAUUGCCUAAUAGAUUAGAAGGAGACAUGGAAAUGCCUGAUCAUACAGCGGUGCCUUAUCCCAAAAAUUUGACUCUAAUCAAAUUGUUUGCAAGAAGUGUUGUUAUAGGCUGGGAGUCACCACUCAUGCCAGCUGGCUGGGGAGAUGUGCAGAGCUAUAACAUAUAUGUAGAUACAGAACUUUGCCAAAAUGUGAGGUCUGGUUGUCAGGCUCAAGCAGCAAUUGAGAAUCUGGAUUUAAAGAUUAAGGCAUAUCGGAUCUCGGUACAAAGUGUGACAGAGAAGGGAAACUCGGAUAAGAUGCAAUGUACCUUCCUUGUAGGGCAAGGUUUCCAUAUAGCACCAGCACUUCUGAAACUUAGGAGCAUCACUGCCACUUCAGCAGAGAUCACCUGGUUACCAAGCAGUAGCAACUACACUCAUGCAGUGUACCUUAAUGAGAAGGAGUGUGAUGUGACAAAGGCAGGGAUCUACUGGUACACUUUCCAUAACCUGCAACCCAACACUCAAUACAAUGCAAAAGUGGAAACACAGCCUCAGAAGAUGUUAUGGGAUUUGCCUCAAGAGAAAUGGGAGCAGAAAUCAGCAAUGAUUAAGUUCAUUACUCCAUCAGCGGGACCACCUGAUGCUCCACUUGAUGUCCAAGUACAGCCUGAUCCCUUAGCGGGCAUUCUAGUUAUCAGCUGGCUACCAGUGACAAUUGAUGCAGCAGGAUCAUCCAAUGGGGUACGAGUUACUGGUUAUGCUGUGUAUGUCAAUGGACAAAGAGUAACAGAAGUUAUAUCUCCAACAGCUGGGAGUGCCAUAGUAGAACUGUCCCAGUUAGAGAUGCUACAAGGGUCUCAGAAGGUUUCUGUGAGAACUGUCUCCCCCAGUGGAGAGUCAGUUGAUUCUGUGCCAGCUCUGAUUCCCUCAGCCAUGUUGAAUGUUCCCAGUUGUUGUUCAUCAUCAAAGUCUAUGUCUACCAGCCUGACCUCUGAAUUACCCUAUGGGGAAUUCAUAGACUCUCAGCAUGUGAAAAUCCCUUUGAUGCAUUGCACAUCUUCACCCUCUUCAGAGAUGUUCAUGGCCAGUCAGGAUAACAAAUUCACCAUUCACUUCACCUCCAACUGUGGAGACUCAGUAGCUUCUCUGCCAGCAAGCAUCCCCCCACACCAGUUGUUCUCCUCUCAGAGUUCUUCCUUGAUACAUGAGCUUGCAAUGUGCAACAUUGGUGAUAACAUAGGAAGAGAUGAAGAUGAUAAAUGUUUAAAGUCUUAUCAGCAGACAGGAGUCAGUGUGCAGCCUUCAGGCCUUGUCUUUCCAACUAGAUGGUGUGAAGAAUCAGUCAAUUCCAGGAUGUCAGCAUUAAAAGAACUUGCUGAAGACAGCCAGAGAAAGAGGAUAAAAAAGCUCUUUGUUACUAAAAAAGCUGUGCUUGAAAAUCAAACGGACACUAGCAACAUGAAAAUGUCUGUGAUCACCCACUCUGUGCACUCUGACGACAAGUCUGUGAAAGAUUCAACCACUCAAGAUAUUGAGGGAUAUGAUGAGAGCUGUUUGAGUUCUGGGCCUCAGCUGUGUUCUAGUCAGCUUGAAUUGGAGGACAGUUACAGAGACAUAGGUAUACCCAAUAUCUGUGUUCAGGAAGUCCCAUAUAUUUCCAUGGAGAAGAAACAGAUGAAAGAAUUAUCCAAAGAAGUCCCCAGCCUAGGGAUGUCUAGAGGUGAAAUACAGGAAGACCAAACAUCAAGAAUAGGACACUGGCAAUUGAAUCCUGUUGGUGACCACAGCCACAGUUCAGAUCUUUCAGAUAUUUUGGAAGAGGAAGAAGAGGACCUGGAUUUAGACAUGCAGGAAGAGAAUAGAAUAAAGGUGGUUGGUAAUGAUUCCAGGCUAUCAGAGCUUCCAGAGUUUCCCAUGCAGUGGGCUCAAAACAGAAAAAUGAGCAAGACUUUAAGAAUAGGCCAAGCAGGGACAUCUUCAUUUUCCAAAGCAGGCCCUCUGAGAAGCUUCAUCUCAGAGGAAAUAGUUAAUGAUGAUUCAGUAAGGAUAUUUGUGGCCCUUUUUGACUACGAUCCCAUAUCUAUGUCACCUAAUCUUGAUGCAGCUGAAGAGGAGCUCCCAUUUAAAAAGGGGCAGAUUCUAAAGGUGGUUGGUGAUAAAGAUGCUGAUGGCUUUUACAGAGGUGAAUAUGCAGGAAGGGUAGGGUAUAUUCCCUAUAAUAUGGUGUCUGAAGUGCAGGUGGAGAGUAAUGAAAUGAAACAGCACCUGUUAAAACAAGGUUCCAUUACUGAUGAAAAAUCUGCGAUCAACUUAGUGGAGGUGGAUACAAAGAAUAACAAUAAGUCGCACACGGAACAUAGCUGGCAGGAUAGCAAGGCUGAACAGCUUACUUCUAAGACAAUGGUGGCUGUCUUUGACUACAACCCAAGGGAGAACUCAUUACAUGUAGAUGUGGAAAGUGAGCUGACAUUUAAUGCUGGAGACAUCAUUACAGUAUUUGGGUCUGUGGAUGAUGAUGGAUUCUACUAUGGGGAGUUAAAUGGACAGAGAGGCCUUAUCCCAUCUGACUUUGUAAAAGCUAUCUCUGGGGAUGAAGAGUAAAAGAGGAUUCAUUUAAAAGACACCUCUGCAGAGAGUUAUAGAAGAAGGAAAAGAAUCUGAUAUAUCAAUUAAAAAAAAGCACAAAAUAUAGAUGAAAAAUUUAAUCUUUAGCGAGGUCUAGCAUUAAAAACUAUCCAUGAAAAUGCCUCCUACAAAAUGUAUAUUUUUAAGAAUUGAACAGCUAGACAAUUCAUAUGUACUUGAAUCUCUGCUCAUAUGAGAAUAAUAGUAUGAACUAUUUGCAGAAGGCUCCAAAUAGAUUUUUAGUUGUAAAACAAACAGGGUAACUUUAAAUUUGUUACUAAGACUUGUAAGAAAGUUAGAAGUGAAUUUUAAAUAUUUUCCUGUAGGGAUUAUGAAAAGAGUGCUUUGCAGAGAUAAAAGUGAAUUUCACAUACAGUUUAAAACAUUGUACGGCCUUAAUCUUUUUUUCUUUUUAAUGGAGGAGAUGUAUAUGUUUUCUCUAUGUUGGUACUUAAUGGAUCAACUUCUACCACUUUCUACAGUACAUACAGUAAUGGUGUGCAAUGGCUGUUAAAAGCAUGCCAGAUAGUAUUUUUCUUAAGGAGUAGGUGAACUUCGACUACUUUUUAGCAUGUCUUUCUCUACACAAAUAACUGAUUCAUUAGCCCCCUUCUCCUCUUCUUCACUGAGAGUUGCCGUUCAAAGAGAGAAAGAUGUUCCAAAUGUGUAGAAUGCUACAGUGCAUGUGGGCAGAAUGUUCCAAUAGCUGACACAGAGCAAAACAAAAAUAUUUAAGGGUAGAUACCUACCUAGUACAGUGUCCAAAUGAUUUCCAGCUCUGAAUUGAAUAUAAACCCUGUUUCAUUCUAGAUUUUGAUUUUAAGGAAGACAUUGGUUUCCCUCUAGCCAGUUGCUCCCAUUAAAGCUUGUAUUAUCCAGGAGAAACUUAACAGCUGCAUGUGCUUUAAUACUGUGGUGUCUUUGUGUGAUUUACACUGAAAUUUCUCUUUCCCAUUUCUGAGUGGGAGGUCUGUAAUACUUCAACGUUUGUUGAAAAGAAUAUGCCCUCUCCGGCUGCCAUUGAAGUCAGUAGGAGUUUUUCAGUUGACUUCAAGGAGAGCUGGAUUGUGUCCACUGGUUGCACUUCAUUGUCUCAUAUCUCAGGGGUUACUAACAUAGGCAUCUGUCCUAUAAAUAUUCAUUUGUGCCUAGGAUCACAUAAGGCAUGCUCCACAUAGGAGUCAAUACCAGAAGCAUUCUUGCACGAAGGGCUGUGUUAAAUAGCUUUUGCACACUGCAAGGCUUACAUUUGCUGCAGAGAAUACUCAUUCCAAUGACAGGCUUUAAGAGGAAGGAUUCUGUUGGGUUAAUGUUAGGUUCCCAAUCUGAAGAUGACUCCAUUCAGGUACAGGAGUCCGCUUGCACAAACUUGCUCUCAGGAACAGGGUAUCCUUUUGUGCAGUUUGUAUUGAAAAUGGAGGGGUCGGUUUCUGUCCUUUAACUUAUUUAAAUAUUUUACUUCACUUAUUUAUGGAGAUAUUAAACUGUUUUACUUGUUUACUUAUUUAAAAAUUUAUUUGUUUACAUAUCUAAAUACUUGUUUUACUAUUGUAUGAUUCAGAGUAUGACUACAGAAGCUAUGAAGAGUGACUCAAAGCUCUUGAAGUAGGAUCAAAGCUGUAUAUGUAGAUGAGUUUGAAAACAGGAGAGUUUGCAGAUGUAUUCUUUGUGUUAUGAUGUUACUUGUUAGACCUAUGGGAAGUUUCUGUCUUUUAUACCAAUGUUAAUUUUCUUGCAUAUUUCACUUUAAUUGUCUUAAGAAAGCAAUUUGUUUCAUUUUGAAAUUUCAGUUUUAAAAGUGAUAUCCAUAGGUGCUGGUGAUACAUUUUUAUUUAAAAAAAAAUUAUAAUAAAGCUUAUUUAUUAUU